AAUGUGCAUCGAUCAACAGUUUUAUAUUGGUGUGAAAACUGGAGGAGAGUGUAGACAACAGGAAACCGUUCAGUCAUGAGCCUGAGUGCAGCCAAACAUCCAGCAGAUGAAUGUGUGAAAAAAAAAAAAAAGAGCAAUACAUCCUUGUAGUGGGUGAGGAUUUAAAUAAACUGUGUGAUCAUACUUGCGUCAACAUAACACAGUGUGUGGGUUGAGUGCAGCAAAUAUAAUGUCCACUUUCAAAACUGCACUCAGGCUCAUGACCAGACCAGAGUCACACUGAGUUUGUGUGUGUGUGUGUGUGCGCAUUACAUCAUGCCAUCCAUAUGAUUUUGUGUCAUGUAUGGUUUACGGUUUCUUAUUUCCCUCGUGGGAACUUAUGGUUGGCGAACCGCAACAUGACAGUGACUGUUCAGAGAAGUUCCUCUUUUAAUCCUCACCGUCCUCCAGAACACUUCCCAGUCCUGUUUCUGCUCAAGCUCAUAUUUUCACGGGCAGAAUGAAGUUCAGAUCAGAGAAUCUUAUUACGCCUCUCAGGAACAGAACAGGAUCUUACAGACAUGCUGUUAAAUCUGUCCUGCUUCAUCUCUGGGAUGUUUACUCUGCACCAACACCUGCUGGCAGAGACAUCCUGACUCUGAUGUCUCUCUGUUUCACCCUCGCCAUCAUCACAGGCGGCCUGCUUUAUCACUGGCUGUCGAAGACUCUGAAAUACAACCACGAGGCGUCCGUCCAGACCGCCUGCAUCUACAGCGUGGCCAUGUUUCUGGUGUCGUUCCUGUGUCACCCUCUGCGCUGUGUGCUGACUAUGAUUCUUCCCACCGUCUGCACCAAGCAGGGCCGUAAGCUCCUCAUCUCGACCUCGGUCAUGAUUUUGCUUCUGAACGUCGUCCCGAAUAUCGCGGUGAACGUCGAGUCGGUCGCACGCAUCCUGAAGUGCACCGCUGAGGGCUUCACCAAGACUCUGCUGAACUCGUCUGAACCUUUGAAUAAAGCCAAGACAGACCUUUUUGAGGAAGCCAUGAAGCUGAAAAGGGACGACUUGAGCAUUGUCAACAACUUGAGGAACUUAAGUCAUUUCACACAUGUUGAUGUGUCAGAAGUCAGAAGCAGGUUCUCUAAGAUGAUUGGGCAGAUAGAGGGCCACUUCUCACGCGCCAGGAACCUGCUCAAGGACUACAAACUGCUGUCGAACCGGAUCCUUGCUGCCGUUUUUGUCGCUCUGCUGAUCUUCGAGUCCGCCCGCUACUUGAAAUCUUUUCUGACAUCAGUUCAGUUUGAUAACAGCUACAUCUCCAAAGAGCUCCAGCAGAAAGCGACUCAAGCUGGCAACAAAAGUGCAGCUAAAAAUAAAAGUUAUCAAAGAAGCUGCAGAAUAACAAGCGACGAGUGUACCUCCUGCUUCAUCGCGCUCGUUGUGGUGACAUUGUAUUUCAUUGCCAUCACAUUGAUAGUAGCUUUGGAUCAUGUUGUGUAUCAUGUAGUUCAGCUGAUUGUACCCUGGCUACUGGAUUUUCCACCGACAUCUGCCAGCAUAAGCAUCAAUUAUAAGGUUCAGGGGUUCCUCUCUGCUUCUUGUAUCAUCCCACGCUUCUGCGUCACACACGAGCUCAUGAACUUCCACAGAGAUUACAAGUGGACCUUCAACCCCGAGCCGUCCCUCUGUGAUGCGACAACUUCAGCUCCGAACCCGGGAGUCACACUCCUGCUGGGAUGCCUCUGGCUGAUGAGCUACUCUCUGGUGUUCCUGGAGGUUUACGCCAGACGGCUGCGCAGGAGAAUCUCUGCAUCCUUUUUCAGAGCGCAGGAGAAGAGGAGGACGGCCUACCUGAUGAGGAAAAUACAAGCGAAAAUGAAUGAAAAAGAGCAGAAGGAGAUUAUCUCAGUCGAGGUUACCGACGGCUGA
This is a messenger RNA of Acanthopagrus latus (yellowfin seabream), 1906 nucleotides long. RefSeq names its product osteoclast stimulatory transmembrane protein. Lineage: Eukaryota; Metazoa; Chordata; Actinopteri; Spariformes; Sparidae. The record is from RefSeq and is a predicted model, not a curated record. The transcript is spliced from 3 exons. Gene Ontology annotation, cellular component: membrane. Bases 500 to 1906 code for a protein of 468 amino acids.